Molecule: messenger RNA, 960 nt
Organism: Haemonchus placei
Lineage: Eukaryota; Metazoa; Nematoda; Chromadorea; Rhabditida; Trichostrongylidae
Source: the annotation of a GenBank genome assembly
AUGCAUGUCAAUGUUUUAACUCGAUCUCAUCUGGCUGAAGCUUUUCAUUUUUUCAUAUGUGCUGGUGGUAUUCUUCUAUGUUAUUUCUAUUUUGGAAUUCAACAGGAAAGGAUUGUGCAAGGAAAAUAUGACAACGGCGAAAAAUUUACUUACACCCAAGCUUUGGUGUUUUUCUUGUGUGCUGCAAAUACGAUUUUUGCUUGGGUUCUUCGUCCAAAGCAUGACAUUGAUACGGUGCCAACGAAAAUGUACGGCGUUUGUGCCGCUAGCUAUCUUGGUGCCAUGAUCUGCAGUAAUCAGGCUCUUCAGUAUCUACCGUAUCCGACCCAGGUUCUGGCAAAAUCGUGCAAACCCAUUCCUGUUUUGGUUUUCGGCGUUUUGUUUGCAGGAAAGAAAUACUCAUGGCGUAAAUAUGUAUUUAUUGUUAUGAUUGUGAUAGGGGUGGCUAUGUUUCUCUAUAAGGAUAAGAAGUCAUCUGUAGAAAGACAAAUAGGAAUCGGCGAAUUUCUAUUGUUGUUAUCUUUAACCAUGGAUGGAACAACAACUUCUAUUCAAGAUAGAAUCAACAAGAGCUAUAAGCGCAGCACUCUGAGUAUGAUGUUCUUCAUGAAUUAUUUCUCAACGAUAUAUCUUAUGAUUGGUUUAUUCGUUACCGGUGAACUUUUCGAAUUCAUUGGAUUCGUUCAACGGCAUCCAUAUGUUUUGUUUGAACUAUGUUUUGUAGCUGCUUCAAGUUGUGGAGGACAGUAUUUCAUAUUUAAAACGAUUAGUGAAUUCUCUCCGCUUACUUGUUCUGUGAUCACUACCACACGGAAGCUGUUUACUAUUAUUAUCUCCGUGGUGUUCAUGAAUCAUCCUUUACUGGAGAGACAAAAAUGGGCGACUUUCAUCGUGUUCUCAGGACUCAUCAUGGAUGCUGUCGACAGCAAACUCUCGAGAAAGAGGCCUCAUCCUGGUUAA